AUGUCAACCGUUGCUGACUCACAGGAAGUCUCUUCCGAGGCAAAAGCAGCCUCAUCCAUCAUCGCGGCGGACUCACAGGAAGUCUCUUCCGAGGCAAAGGCAGCCUCAUCCAUCAUGCCGGCGGCUCGAAAUACCCUUCCUGUCUUGCAACAUCGGCAAGUGCAAGCGGCCUACAAAUUUGUCAGUGAACUUUACAAAGAGGUCGAUCCUUCCAAGAGCGAGCUGGCCGAUAACCUGACCAAGACCGCACAGAGAGUUCUGGGAAAAGUGUUGCAUCUGCAACAGCACCUUCCAGCUAAGCUAAAACUUGUCCAGAAAACAGCUGAGGAAGUCCGGGAUGUGCUUGGCAUGCGAAUUGUUGACAUCCUCGGACAUUCAACAUACUCUGAGGAGGACAUCAAGUUUGGGCAGGAGGCGCUGACAAAGGUGCAAGAGCAGCUUUUCGACGGCGGCCUGAGGAAGUUGCUCCGCGAAGUGCAGGAUUGUGAGAAAGACUUUGCGGGGCAGGAGGAUGGGUACGAGCAGAGCAUCAGUAAGGAGGAGUUGCAGUGGCGUAAGCGUCACUUCUUGGGCAAGAGCUUCUGCUGGCUUUACACAGCCGUGGCAUUCGUUAAUCCUGACGUAGUCUCCAAGGAUGUCAGCUUUGGCAUCGGUGCUCUCGUCACCAUGUUCGGAGCUCUGCUCUCGCCCAAUGUCUGGUGGUAUGCAAUGGCCGGAACAGUGGCAUGCUCUUUGAUUCCGGCAAUCAAAUGGUGGCACUUUGGUGGCCGCACAGACUUUGACAAACUCCAGGCAGAGACUAAAGAUAUUCUGGAAAACGUCAGGGACAUCAAGCACAUGGGCUGCAACAUCUCCUCCUUCUACCGGAAACUGGCAGAGGACAUUCAAGCCAUCAUGUCGCAUGCGACCGUGUUGAAGCAAGUGGAGGAGCAGCUUCCGUUUUUGAAGGCGCGCACUUUGGGUGUGGACACUUGGGAUGCAAACAAGCUCAGUGCCGCGCUGCAUGGCUGGAAUCUUGAUUCCUGCGCUCUCAAGUUGUUGGAAAACAACAUCUCUGGCCACGCCUUCCUCCAUGUCCUGACAGAGCAAGACUUUCAAGAGAUGGGCAUCACGGACGGCUUGACAUUGCGCAGACUGCAGGACAUAAAGGAAUGCAUGCAGGGGGACAAGCAGGAGAUCCUGCGCAAUUGUUCGGUUGGUCCAAAGUUGAAGCAGGCGUUGGAUGACGUCAUCAACGGCAUCAUCGACCUUCAGCAGAAGUACCAACAUGCGUGA
Symbiodinium sp. CCMP2456 is the source of this 1275-nucleotide messenger RNA. The record is from the annotation of a GenBank genome assembly. Lineage: Eukaryota; Dinophyceae; Suessiales; Symbiodiniaceae.